Saccostrea echinata is the source of this 1655-nucleotide messenger RNA. RefSeq names its product eukaryotic translation initiation factor 1A, X-chromosomal-like. The record is from RefSeq and is a predicted model, not a curated record. Bases 111 to 542 code for a protein of 143 amino acids. Lineage: Eukaryota; Metazoa; Mollusca; Bivalvia; Ostreida; Ostreidae. Gene Ontology annotation, biological process: translational initiation. The transcript has 6 exons. Gene Ontology annotation, molecular function: RNA binding; translation initiation factor activity. Gene Ontology annotation, cellular component: cytoplasm.
UUUAUUGCACUUGUUCCUCUCGUGGUUGAGAAGCAGCUUUAUCUCUGAAAAGACAUUUCCAAAGCAGAUUGAUUUAGUCAAAACUUUCGGAUCUUUUGAAAACAACAAAUAUGCCGAAGAAUAAAGGAAAGGGAGGUAAAAACAGGAGAAGGGGGAAGAAUGAGAAUGAAAAUGAGAAGAGAGAACUGGUCUUCAAAGAAGACGGACAGGAAUAUGCACAAGUGACAAAAAUGUUGGGAAAUGGUCGACUGGAAGCCCAGUGUUUUGACGGAGUAAAGAGGUUGUGUCACAUAAGAGGAAAGUUACGAAAAAAGGUUUGGAUAAAUGGUGGUGACAUUAUACUAUUGGGCCUCCGAGAAUUUCAAGACACAAAGGCUGAUGUUAUUCUGAAAUAUACAGCAGAUGAAGCCAGGAAUCUGAAGGCGUAUGGAGAACUGCCAGAAUCAACCAGAAUCAAUGAGAAUGUUAACGAUGAGGAAGCCGAGGACAACAUUGAGUUUGGAGAUUUUGACGGCGAUGACGAUGAGAUUGAUGAUUUAUAAAGAAGAUUUUUGUCAAAGCCUUUUAGUUGACUACAGAACAGAGGGACAUUUGAGCUGUGUUAGGGGAACCUCCUGGCUUGGCUACCUGUUCCGUUUCAUACAUCAUAAAAUCUGUCUGUUGUUUUCAAAUGUUUGGACAUUGAAGUGCAUGUAAAUUAUUAAGUUCUUAAAUGUACUCAAAACUUGAUGUUUUGAAGAUGACACUACCUGUAGAUACUGUGAACAGUUAAAAGUAUGAGCCUGUAUGUAUUCUUUGUCACUCAGUUGUUUUGCUGAACGUGUACAUACAUGUAUGAUACUUUGUCAGUGUUUAUUAAAUUGUAAUGUUGAACAAUGGACAAAAUCAUCCAUUAUAAUAGGAUACCAACAUUUACAUGUUUGUAUAAGAAAAUUUUUACUUCAUCUAUGAAACAUUCUCACCCUCACAUGUUUGCCUAUUGUCACAUAGUGUUGUAUGUGUAUGUUGAAAUUUUAUGGCUCCAUAUACAAUAUUUCGGGUUUAAUAUUUUUUCUCCACUCUUAUUCAACUAUGAAUGAACUGUUUAGAUCAUUUUUAUUUAAUAAUUCAGUAACUUUUGAUACAUUAUAUGAAUUUUGGCAUUUAAAUACUAAAAAAAAUUAUGGAGCUUGUUUCAGAUUAAGAGCUAUCUUUUCUUUCAUGUAAAUUUUUUUUUUCAAUAGGUGUAAUUAAAUAUCUGGAUAUAUGGUUAUGUUAAAAUACAUGUAUAAUUUCUUUGCUGAAAAUGGCAUUGGGAGGGGAUCAGGGAGUCAGAUUUAACAAUAUUUUCUUUGUAAAAAUUAAGUAAAAAGUGUUUUAUCUAAGAGUUGCUCUAUUUAAUUCUUAACAGCUAAAUUGCAUCCUUACCAACAGCAGUUUCUGCAACAGAUUGUUACAUUAAAUUAUACAUGUAAUUAAUGAAUUCUAUAUUUUCAAAUCAGUAUUUAGAUCAAAGGAUAAUUAUCUUUUAUACAUGUAGUGCAUUUAAAUUUGUUGUAAUUGAAAUUACAGGUACAUGUAUAAUUAUAUUUUGUGUUUGGAAACCUUAUGCAUCUAUACUUACAAUUCUUCAUAAGAUUACUCUUUAAAAUGGAAUAAAAACUUUUUCUGAUGCA